Messenger RNA from Vigna umbellata (rice bean), 834 nucleotides. The record is from RefSeq and is a predicted model, not a curated record. NCBI's taxonomy places the organism in Eukaryota, Viridiplantae, Streptophyta, Magnoliopsida, Fabales, Fabaceae.
AUGGAUCAAGAAAUUGCAGCUUUAGAAAAUGCCAAAACUUGGGUUUUGACUAAUCUUCCUUAUGGAAAGCAACCUAUCGUAUGUAAAUGGGUAUACAAAAUAAAGAGGCAUGUUGAUGGGAGUAUUGAACGAUACAAGGCCUCUAAACAAUUGAAUUACAAGUUAACAACUACUUUACUCUUUUUGGGCUACAUACAAUCAAAACCAGAUUAUUCACUUUUUGUCAAAAGUGAUUCUGCUUAUAUUACCAUCUUACUUGUUUAUGUAAAUGAUAUAGUCUUGGCAGGUGAUGACAUCCAGGAAAUUCAAACUGUGAAGACUCUGUUGAAUGCAAAGUUUAAUAUUAAAGACCUAGGCCAACUCAAGUAUUUUGUAGGCUUAGAAAUUGCAAGAUCUCAACAGGGCAUUAAUUUGUCACAAAGGAAGUAUGCACUAGAGUUACUAAAAGAUGCAGGAUUGUUGGGAUGUCAACCUGUUUCUACUCCCAUACAGCUAGGCACAAAAUUUUCCAAGACAAAAGGGAAACCCUAUUCAGAUGUACAUGCCUAUAGAAGACUUCUUGACAGGUUACUAUAUUUAACUAACACAAGACCAUAUUUAUGUUUCGUUAUUACUCUCAAUCAAUUUCUUUCCAAUCCUUUGGAAGAUCACUAUGCAACAGCAAUAAGGAUCUUGAGAUAUAUCAAGAAUAAUCCAGGACAAGGAUUAUUCUUUCCCUCCAACACAGAACAUGAUCUCAAGGCUUUUAAUGAUUCUGAUUGGGCUGCUUGCCAUAACACUAGAAGGUCUGUGGCUGGUUUUAAUGUGUUCUAUGGUGUAUCAUUAAUCAGAUGA